Messenger RNA from Aspergillus ibericus CBS 121593, 1613 nucleotides. Its product is annotated as kinase-like protein. The record is from RefSeq and is a predicted model, not a curated record. Gene Ontology annotation, biological process: regulation of mRNA processing; protein phosphorylation; spliceosomal complex assembly. Gene Ontology annotation, molecular function: ATP binding; protein kinase activity. Lineage: Eukaryota; Fungi; Ascomycota; Eurotiomycetes; Eurotiales; Aspergillaceae. The transcript is spliced from 5 exons. Bases 38 to 1225 code for a protein of 395 amino acids.
AUCUACUCCGUGUUCAUUCUUCUUUGCGUGCAUCCCCAUGGCGGACCUCUCGGCCUACUGCCCAACCAAUCUCCUCUACACUCAGGAAAAGUUCACCCGGUAUCAGCCGGGUGGCUACCAUCCCGUCAGUCUGGGCGAUACCUUCAAAGACGGUCGCUAUGAAGUCCACCAUAAGCUGGGAUGGGGCGGGUACUCGACGGUGUGGCUGGUAUAUGAUCUGAUGCAAAAGCAAUGGGUAUCUUUGAAAAUCAUGACGGCAGACCGCACAGAUCAUUCUCACGAACUGGAGAUUCUUCAACGGCUAGCGAGGCAUUCUGGGGAUUCUCUGAGAGGAUUAUCUUAUUAUAUUGUUCAGUUAUUGGAUACGUUUUUCCACCCAGGACCUAAUGGCGUCCAUCAGUGUCUUGUGUUUGAGUUGCUGGGGCCUUCGGUGAUUCACGUUUUGAAGGAUUAUUAUGAUUCUGGGGAUGUUCUGGAACCUGAGACAAUAAUGAGAAUGUCAGAACAGCUUCUUAAAGGGGUGGGGUUUAUUCAUCGUGCCGGUCUGGGGCACGGCGAUAUAAGCGGUGCAAAUGUUGCCUUCAGUGCAAGUCAUUUGUCCAAGGCAUCCAAGGAAGUGCUCCUUGAGGUCAUUGGAGCUCCGGAGGCGGAAGAAGUGACUCGAAUUGAUGGCGAGCCGUUGGACCAAGGACUUCCGAAGCAUCUGAUCAAAGCCGCGAGUUGGGUGGACUGGAUUGAUGAAGACGAGGAGGAUCUCCGGAUACUUGACUUUGGAGAAAGUUUCCUCCAAGGUAAGGAGCCGACAAAGCUGGCGCAACCAGGGCAUUUGCGCGUGCCGGAGACUAUUUUCACGGAAUGCUUUGAUUACCGAGUCGAUUUAUGGCGGGCAGGGUGUAUGAUCUACUCUUUCGCCUUUGCAGCAUAUCCAUUUUCAUACUGGGGCAGUGUUGAAGCCUUGGCGGCUCAGAUGAUAGGCUUCGUGGAGAAGUUGCCGGUGGAAUGGCAGCCUCAGUGGCAGCGCAUGUUGUCCAACUCUGGUUCUGGACUGCAGGUGAAUGAAAGUUGUUCCCCAUCACGACUAGACGAACGGUUCAACACAAAGCUUCCCGAUCCAGCCCUUGAACCCCUUCGGCCAGUCAUCAAGGGAUUGAUGCGAUUCCUGCCAUCCGAUCGUAUGGAGGCAUCCGAAGCACUUGACCUACUGAGGUCGAGUGUCAGAUCAUGAAGACGGCUAGACUCGGUCGCGACGAUGGCACCUAACCCUCUUGGAUGUUAGCCUGGCUUAGAUGAGUGGUCGACUAAGAGAAUGCACUCUCUUUUCUAGAUCAGAGAAAUCCCGCUCAUAGACACCCGCCUAUCAUAAGCAGUGACCGCUGGGCAGUCCGACAUCUCAUAGAUUGAUCAUGACUCACAGCCCUGCCUCGAGCCAGACCCUUAUCAUUAAUAUCUGUAUCAGCCACUAACAAUGCUUGCUAGCUGAUAGCCUGGAACCAUACCCAGGCAGCAACCCUAAUCCCUGCAUCAGUUAAUCUAUCCAACGCACGUGUCGGUUUCUCAGGAACACGCAUACCCACCAGCCCUGUCACCAUCAACAUCACCAAUUGCAACUUUCC